AUGUCGUGUCGCUCUCAAAGCGACGCUUACAAGUCAGCCUUGACUGAUCGUUUCAUCGAUACCACGAACUCAAAGCCUUUCGACAUUCACAACGCUGAAGUGUUCAAGGACCAACCACUUCAAGACCCUAGUACAGAACUCCGGUAUUUGUACUUGCUUCCAAAGAGACACAACAUCAACCUCGAUGGACAGACCGUCCUUCGCUGCGAACUUCUCUCAGAUGCCGAAGAACAAACGCCCCACUACAUCGGGUUAUCCUACACAUGGGGUGACCCCGAGAUUCGUCGUCCGAUGCUAGUUGGCGACAAGGUCUUCCAUGCUACUGAGAACCUUGCCAUCGCUUUGGAGCAUCUGCAGGAAGAAGACAAGACUAUCAUAUUCUGGAUAGACGCAGUCUGCAUCAACCAAAACGAUUCAAAUGAGAAAAGCAUACAGGUCCAACGAAUGGGUAGCAUAUUUGCAUCUGCCGUUCUGGUCAUUGCAUGGAUUGGCCCCGCAGCAGACGACAGUGAUUUAGCCCUACAAGAGUUGGAGAGCUAUGCUGCUGAAUUUAUCCAAGAUUCAUGGUCUCAGUUCAGACAGGUUUAUGCCAAAAGGUUCGCAGCACUGCACGUUGAAUCAAUCGAGGCUCUUCUCGUCCGCUCAUGGUUCAAGCGCGUAUGGGUGGGACAAGAAGUGGCGCUGAACGAACAAGUUAUAUUCGUCUGUGGUCAGCGCGAUAUCCUCCGAGAAAAACUACUCGAAUGCUGCUUGUUGUUUUCGCAAUCGCUGGUUCUAUGGAGGGGCGACAUGAUAUGCGCAGAUUUCUUUCGGUUUGAUUAUGUACAGGCUCUUACUUGGCGCGACUUUGUCAAACAUACUAUUGCCAAUCUCUUCCUGUUUUAUGGUAGCGCACUAGAGUCUUCCGAUCCAAGAGACUUCGUGUACAGUUCAUUCGGGCGGAUCAAUAACAUUAAAGAGUGUGGGCUUCACGUUGAUUACACCACUUCAGUUGAAGUGGUAUACACGGAAUUUGCUGAAGCUAUAAUACGAGCCGGGGAGAUUGACAUGCUUUCUAAUGUUUGGCGUCCCUCGUCGACUUACAAAAAUCUCCCGUCGUGGGUUCCCGAUUGGUCUGACACAUAUCUAUGUGGUUAUCCUGAAAAUGCUUCCAUGCUUGAGAAAGACAUUGUGGAAAUUUGUAAUGUCGGAAGAGGAGACAAAGCUCUCAAAAUCUCUGCUCGGCGACUUGCUCGGGUUGGUCGGAUUGAGAACGAAUUGCAGAUUCAGCGGGACAUUCGUGAUCUUAAUCCGGCAAAGUUAGCUUUGGUCACCAUACAAGAGGAAGAGGGAGUUAUGUGUUUCUUGAAUACAAUCCAACGAGCUCUUAGUCGCAAAGAGCGGUGGCGCCCUGAAGAGGUUGAAAAGGCUCUUUUUAACCUGUCGACUGGUAUGUCAUUGGCUAAGGAUCUUCUUGAAGACCAAGAAGACGUAGUAGACGACCUGUCCAUAUCAUAUCGGGCAUUUCGGGGUCUUAUAACUCCACCUGACGACAUUCUAAACCCACAAGCCUGGAGAAAAGACGCCAGUCAUGCCUAUCUCAACAUUCUUCGGGAUUCGAAAAUCGAGAAUUUCUUUGUAACUUCCAUAGAUAUUGUCGGUGUAAGUCGGGAUGGCGUGCAGCCUGGUGACUGGGUAUACGUAUUGGGAGGUGUUGAAGGAGCAUGGGUUCUCCGUGAAGCAGGAGAAGGCUAUCAUCGCAUCGUUAGUAUUGCUAGCAUCUUUCCAUGGGAAGAUCUUGAGAACAAUGAUGCGCCAAUCGAGGUUCUCACCAUCAUUUGA
This is a messenger RNA of Alternaria atra, 1821 nucleotides long. RefSeq lists its product as uncharacterized. The record is from RefSeq and is a predicted model, not a curated record. Lineage: Eukaryota; Fungi; Ascomycota; Dothideomycetes; Pleosporales; Pleosporaceae. The transcript has a single exon. The coding region runs from base 1 to 1821 and encodes 606 amino acids.